Molecule: messenger RNA, 1647 nt
Organism: Chrysoperla carnea
Lineage: Eukaryota; Metazoa; Arthropoda; Insecta; Neuroptera; Chrysopidae
Product: zinc finger protein 436-like
Exons: 3
Coding region: 115-1647 (510 amino acids)
Cellular component (GO): nucleus
Molecular function (GO): zinc ion binding
Source: RefSeq, a predicted model, not a curated record
UUCAUGUAACACAUCUAAUGGAAUAUAAAUAAAUAGUUUCUUUGACAUCUGUGGUGCGACAACCAAUUCCAAAAAUUUAUAAAACUCGUAAAAGCGGAAUAAAUUUGUGUGGCAAUGAAUGAUUUUACAAAAAUUUGUCGAACUUGUUCAUUACAAGGUGAAUUAAUAUCACUUUUCGCUGAACAACCAUUUCGAAUUGCAGAUAUGUUAACUGAUAUUGUGAGCUUAAAGGUAAUAAAAAAUGACAAAUAUCCACAAAAUAUAUGCAAAGAAUGUUUCGACGUUUUAAAAUCCGCUUACGAGUUUAAAAAACGUUGCGAGGAUGUUCUAAAUAAAUUCGAUGAAUACAUUCAGAAUGAUUACAAACAAGAAGGAAUAUUUAUCGUUUCAGUUAAAGAAGAAAUUAACUUCGACGAUGAUGACAUAGAUAAUACAGACGAUAGAUUCGAUGAUGAUGACGACGAUAACGAUACUAAAAUCGAAUCACAACAGCCUUUGGGUGAUGUACAAAAUUUUGUCGAACAACAUUUAAAAGAAGAUGAAGAACCACUUGAAAUCAAACCAAAAAUCGAGGAUGGAAAUGUUAAAGAAACGAAAAACAAAACAAAAUUAAAUCAUACGUGUAAAUAUUGUUCGAAAUUAUUUAGUUCGAAAACAAUGUUGAUUCGGCAUACACGAACGCAUACUGGUGAACGCCCUUUUACCUGUAAAAUUUGUAAUAAAUCCUUCACAGUGCUGGGAUCUUUAACCACACAUCAAUUAAUUCAUACUGGUGAAAAACCACACACAUGUACCGUGUGUAACAAAAGUUUUGCUCGGAAAAACUCGCUAACCAAACAUGCUAUGAUCCACACAGAUAAAAAACCGUUUAAAUGUAAAACUUGUGAUCAAUCGUUUCGACAGCGAAAUCAUCUUCAGGCUCAUCUUACCCGACAUACAGGAGAGAAACCUUAUCGUUGUACAGUUUGUAACAAGCAGUUUUCGUUAAAUCAAACGCUUAAACAUCAUAUACGAACUCAUACCGGGGAAUUACCAUAUCAGUGUAAAUAUUGUGGGAAUAUGUAUAAUCAAUCAAAUUCGCUACGGAACCAUAUUAAAAUAAAACAUUUAAAUAUUAAACCAACGACGGUGAAAAAACCGAAUGUAACAUUUACAUGUCGAACGUGUACAAAAAAAUUUCCAAGCAAAUCCGAAUAUAAUAAACAUAAAUUAGAAGAACAUCCCGAGCAAAUACAAAUUUAUCUGUGUAAUUACUGUGGAAAAGAGUUUACGGAUUCGUUACGACUUAAAUCACAUUUGUUAGCUCAUUCUACGGAUCGAAAACAUAAAUGUACGAUGUGUGAUAAACAGUUUGUGAGGAAACAAUCAUUAAAGAUGCAUGAAGCGUUUCAUACUGGAGAACGGAGGUAUCAAUGUAAGCUGUGCGAACAACGUUUUAAACAAUCGAGUCAUUUACGAACACAUAUGCGGACACAUACAGCGGAAAAACCAUACAAAUGUCAGUAUUGUGAGAAAUCAUUUGCGGGUAAAGGUAAUUUAAUUGUACAUGAGCGUAUACAUACGGGGGAAACACCGUAUAUAUGUUCCAUUUGUAAUAAAGGAUUUUAUCAUUUGACUACAAUGAAAAAACAUAAACAAACAAUUUAG